AUUUCAUUCAGGCAAAGGGCUCGUAGCUUACUUGCGCUGGGUUGGCAUCAUCUGCUUAUGGUUGGCACACUGUCUUCCUGAGAUGUAGGUUGCCUUCCGUGAUUGCAUAGAAUAGGUUAGACUAUUGUACAUCCAUGUUGGUUUCACAACUUAGCAGACAAUAGACUCUCGUUAUGUUUAGACAAUACACUGUUAUAAUGUCCUAAUAAUAGCAGCCUACAGAGGAGGAGGCGCCGUAGUCUUGGACAGCGUGAUACAGCAUCUUUGCAGAAGGGCAUAUCCAGAGGGACUCCUCAGCAGGACAAAAUGGCUGACAAAAGUGACCUGAAAGCGGAGCUGGAGCGCAAGAAGCAGCGCUUGGCUCAAAUCAGGGAAGAGAAAAAGAGAAAGGAGGAAGAGAGGAAAAAGAAAGAGUCAGAGACACAGCAGAAGGCCGAGGUGGCCCCUGUGGACUCGGAUCUGGACCGGAAGCGAAGAGAGACGGAAGCGUUGCUGCAGAGCAUCGGCAUCUCCCCUGAGCCCCCCUUAGUCCCGACGCCCAUGUCCCCCUCCAAAGUGAGCACGCCCAGUGACACCGGCAGUCAGGACUCUGUGGAUGGUGGAACGGCUGGCAGGACCCUGCAGUGGGACACUGACCCCUCUGUGCUGCAGCUGCAGGCCGACUCUGAGCUCGGGCGUCGGCUGCACCGACUCGGCGCCUCCAAGAUCACCCAGGUAGACUUCCUGCCCCGCGAGGUGGUGUCCUACUGCAAAGAGACCCAGACUCCACUGGCAGCCCAUCAGUCUGAAGAGGAAGAAGAGGAGGAUGAAGAGAUCACAGAGCUCAAAGCUGGCCCAGAGUCUGAGACACAGGAAGAGGAGGACCAGAAGGAGACCAAAGAAGGCCAUCCUCGCGAGCUGACUGAGGAGGAGAAGCAGCAGGUCCUGCACUCUGAGGAGUUUGUCAUGUUCUUCGACCGCAGCAUCAGGGUGAUGGAGCGCGCACUUGCAGAGGACUCCAGCAUCUUCUUCGACUACAGUGGCCAGGACCUGGAGGAUAAGGAGGGGGACUUACAGGGUGGCUCCAGUCUGUCCUUCAGCCGUCUGUUCUACGACGAGCAUUGGUCCAAGCACCGGGUCGUCACCUGUCUGGACUGGUCGCCCCAGUACCAAGAGCUCCUGGUGGCCUCGUACAACAACAAUGAAGACGCACCCCACGAGCCGGACGGGGUGGCCCUGGUGUGGAACAUGAAGUUCAAGAAGACCACGCCAGAGUACGUCUUCCACUGCCAGUCUCCAGUGGUGUCGGUAGGCUUUGCGCGGUUCCAUCCCAACCUGGUGGUGGGGGGCACCUACUCUGGUCAGAUCGCCCUGUGGGACAACCGGAGCCACCGGAGGACGCCGGUCCAGAGGAUUUGCCCCCCCUGUGCACAGUAACACACCCACCCCGUCUACUGUGUGAACGUGGUGGGCACCCAGAACGCCAACAACCUCAUCACCGUCUCCACCGACGGCAAGAUGUGCUCCUGGAGCCUGGACAUGCUGUCCCAGCCGCAGGAGAGCAUGGAGCUGGUGUACAACAAGUCCAAACCGGUGGCUGUGACAGCGAUGGCGUUCCCCACCGGAGACGUGAAUAAUUAUGUGGUUGGAAGCGAGGAGGGAACGGUCUACACAGCCUCUAGACAUGGCAGUAAGGCUGGCAUCUGUGAGAUGUUUGAGGGCCACCAGGGUCCAGUAACAGGCAUCAGUUGCCAUGGCGCUGUGGGCACCGUUGACUUCUCCCACCUCUUUGUCACCUCCUCCUUUGACUGGACUGUCAAGCUGUGGAGCACGAAGCACAACAAGCCACUGUACUCGUUUGAGGACAACGCAGACUAUGUGUACGACGUCACCUGGUCCCCGACACACCCCGCCGUCUUUGCAGCAGUAGAUGGCAUGGGCCGCCUGGACCUGUGGAACUUGAACAAUGACACAGAGGUACCCACUGCGAGUGUGACCGUGGAGGGAGCGCCCGCCCUCAACCAGGUCCGAUGGGCAUCGGGUGGCAAGGAGGUGGCAGUGGGCGACUCAGAAGGCCGAGUGUGGAUCUACGAUGUUGGAGAGACGGCGGCGCCACAUAGCGAGGACUGGGCGCGCUUUGCCCGCACGCUGGUGGAGAUCCGUGCCAACAGGGCGGACGGAGAGGAGGAGGACCCGGCGGAGUUGGCGUCGUAAGAGCGGGCAGCGCUGCCACCACGGACGUCCCUCUGUGCCCCACAACCACCGCUCUCUGUUCUCUUGAUGCCGUGCUACAGAAUCCCCCCAGCACCUGGUCCACAUGUGUGUGUGUGUGUGUGUGUAUCUGUGUGUGCGUGUGUGUGUGUGUGCUUGCGUGCGUGUGUGUUGUCUUCACUACUUUUCCAUUGCUCUCUCCAGAUAUGAUUGAACAUUCGGAAUAAGGAGAAGCUGCAAGAGCUUACUGUAGUCUCUGUUGUCCUACUGUGCUGUGUCAGUUCAUUUAAAGGUUACAUGCUGGGCCGUUUCCUGGCUGCGUUUAAAUCACUAACCGAAAUCAACUAUUUAUUGGCUUGAUUUAUUGAUUUGUUUGUUUCAUUUGCCAAAUGCUAAUGGAACUUAACUGCAUUCGGAAGCAGAGUAUCAGCUCAGGCCAAAAAAAUGUUGACUUUAUGUUUUUCAGCCGUGAAGCUUUGGCAUUCAUCCAAACAACCAUGUACAAUUUUAUUAGUUGUUUAUUUAUCUGUGCUGUUUUUAAUGCCACAGAAAAUGGCUUUACGUGUUUACUUAACAUUGUCAUGUGGUAGCCACAUUGUCGUAGAGACGUGGAGGGAGUGAAGUAGCAUGUUUGUCGAGCGAAGCAAAUUAAAUGUGGCUCGAACGGCAGUGUUUUAUCUUAUGUUCUCGUUGCUUGCGUUGUGUGCAUCUCUCUCUGUCUGCAUGGUCCAAUCACACAGAGCAACAGAUACUAUACAGGACUACUAUGUACUCUGGUAUUUAGACAUGCUUUUGAUGUUAAUCCUAAAAUGCUGUAUUGUCAGUGCAAGAAAUGGGCACUGCAAUGACCUUGCUAAGUGGCUAAUAGCUAACUGUCGUCUUAAGCUAAAUCAGGGAGCCAAUGAAAGUUUCCUGAAUUUCUUCUGUGUGAGGAACGUUGUUAACUUAUAUUCUUUUUGUCAUUUUGUUUGAAAAACAAACUGUGAAAUGGUGUGAUGGACUAAGUGCAAUAUGUGAUCCACUGCUACCCUGUAAGUUACUGCCAAUAAAAUAUGGCAAACCCCAA
Messenger RNA from Alosa alosa (allis shad), 3256 nucleotides. RefSeq names its product cytoplasmic dynein 1 intermediate chain 1 (gene dync1i1a). Gene Ontology annotation, cellular component: cytoplasmic dynein complex. The record is from RefSeq and is a predicted model, not a curated record. Gene Ontology annotation, biological process: transport along microtubule. The transcript has 18 exons. NCBI's taxonomy places the organism in Eukaryota, Metazoa, Chordata, Actinopteri, Clupeiformes, Clupeidae. Gene Ontology annotation, molecular function: dynein heavy chain binding; dynein light chain binding.